AUGUCGUAUUUAGGUAAUUUGCCUGUUUUCGAUCACAAAACAAGUGAAUGGUCAAUAUUUUAUGGGAAAUUAACACAGUUCCUAAGGAUAAAUAAUGUGACAAAAGAAGAAAUUAAGAGUGGUAUCCUGCUUACUCAUCUCACCGAUGAAACCUACCGCUUAGUACGUAACUUAGCGUACCCUAACACGGUGGAAUCGUUAACUUACAACGAGCUAGUUCAAAUACUCAACAGCCAUUUCAAACCAAAGCAGUGCUCCUUCGUAGAUAAGGCCAACUUUUUCGGAGCGACUAGAAGUCCAGGAGAAUCACUGGGAGACUGGGCGGCGCGAUUAAGAGGACUAGCAAGCCAUUGCGAAUUCGGCAACGCCCUGGAAACGAAUCUGAGAGAUCGUUUUGUCCUAGGCCUGGGCUCUGGCCCGGAACGUGACAAGCUGUUCGAGCAGAACCCGACAACACUUACGCUAACUAAGGCGAUUGAAAUAGGGGAACAAGCUGCUUGCGCAAGAGAGGUAAAGGUGAUGCUGAAUACGAGCGAUUUUGGGGUCAUCAAGGAAGAACCUGUGUAUCGUGCAAAAUUUCACCAGUUCGCUCGGGGAAGCGGAGGUGACGGCAGUGGCAAUGACAGUGUCGGCGCUAGGACAUCGCGACGCGAAACUGGCUCCUGUUCAGUUUGUGGUAUGAAAAAUCAUUACAGUGAUAAAUGCCGGUACAAAAGCUAUAAGUGUCAAAAGUGCGGUAUAAAAGGGCAUUUAAAGAAAGUUUGUGCUAAAAAUAAAAAUAACUCGUGUGCUUAUCACAUUCAAUCUGAACAGGAAUGCGGCGCUAAUGAGGCCAAGGACACAGGUUGCGUAGAAUGCCAGAACUUUAACUUAAGGUACGUUGAUGAUAAACCAAUUGAAAUAAAUUUAAUUUUGGACAAUCACAACUUAACAAUGGAACUAGAUUCAGGCUCGAGCAGCUGUGUAAUUUCUGGAAAACUGUAUGCUGAAAAGUUUUCCGAUUAUCAUUUGAAUAACAGCAAUAUAAAAAUGUGUCUGUAUAAUGGGCAUAAAAUCUCUCCACUUGGAUAUUUCUGGGUUGAAGCUUGUUAUAAUAAAGUUAAACACAAAAUAAAAAUUUAUGUUGUUAAAAAUGGGGGUCCUCCCCUGCUGGGUAGAGAUUUUAUGUCCGCGUUUAAUUUAAUUAUAACAACUAACAUAAUGUCUAUGUGUAUUGAUAAGAAUGUAAACAAUGUAUUGCAAAAGUUCCCUAACUUGUGGCAGGAUGAGUUAGGUUCGUUCAAUAAAUUUAAAGUAUGUUUACGUUUAAAGGAAAAUGCAAAACCUAAGUUUUUCAAGCCACGAACCGUACCCUUUGCCCUUAGGGAUAAAGUCGAAGAAGAGUUGAACCGUUUAGUGACCUUAGGUAUUUUAGUUCCAAUUGACCAAUCAGAGUAUGCCACGCCUAUUGUACCUGUUUUGAAGGAAAACAAUAAAAUAAAAAUAGCAGGAGAUUUCUCGGUCACGCUGAAUAAAGAUCUUUUGAUUGAAAGAUACCCCCUACCUCGAAUCGAAGAGGUAUUUGCUAAAAUUGGGGGUGGCGAACGAUACAGUAAAAUUGAUCUUAAGAAUGCUUAUAAUCAAUUUGUUUUAGAUGAGCCAUCACAAUUACUUACAACAAUAAAUACCCAUAAAGGGUUAUUUAAAUAUACAAGAUUAGUGUAUGGCUUAUCUAAUGCACCUGCAAUCUUUCAAAAGGCUAUGGAGACACUUCUCUCUGGCAUAGAUGGAGUCAGCGUAUGGCUCGAUGAUAUAUGUAUAACUGGCCCCAAUAGUGAUUCCCACAUUAAAAGAUUAGAAGAAGUAUUAAGUCGGUUAAGUGACGCCGGGUUGCGAUUACAGAGAGACAAGUGUGAUUUCUUUAAGGAUAGUGUAAAAUAUUUAGGCUAUGUCAUAGAUAAAAACGGCUUAAAGACUGACUCGGAAAAGUUCACGCUAUCAUUAAUGCGCCCGAGCCGACUAACGUAA
Molecule: messenger RNA, 2007 nt
Organism: Parnassius mnemosyne (clouded apollo)
Lineage: Eukaryota; Metazoa; Arthropoda; Insecta; Lepidoptera; Papilionidae
Source: the annotation of a GenBank genome assembly